This is a messenger RNA of Papilio xuthus (Asian swallowtail), 2284 nucleotides long. Its product is annotated as actin cytoskeleton-regulatory complex protein pan-1. The record is from RefSeq and is a predicted model, not a curated record. Bases 167 to 2119 code for a protein of 650 amino acids. The transcript has 17 exons. NCBI's taxonomy places the organism in Eukaryota, Metazoa, Arthropoda, Insecta, Lepidoptera, Papilionidae.
UAACACAGCCGAUUACUUUUAUAAGUUUUGCGCACAUUAACUCGUUACUUAUCCGGAAAUGCUUGUGAUAUACGAUUGAAAAAAUAAAAGAAAAAAAGUUUUUGUAUCAUCUGAUGCAUUCGUUGCAUUCCGAAGUUGUUACGUCGACCGUAUUUAAGACGUUACCAUGGCGACAGUGACGGCCAGCCUGGAGACUCAGAGCCUGGUGCAGGAGUCACGGCACAGCUUCCAAGAAAUGCACGUGACUGAGACGAGACAGGUCAAGAAGAAGACCAAGUCCAAACGACAUAAGGAAGAAGGGUCUAUAUCAGUGUCGAAAAGCUCAGAGAAGCUACAUAAAAAGCUAAAAGCAAGCAACGGGGAAUCCAACCCACAAUGUGAGAAAUGUGCGCGACCAGUGUACGCUAUGGAGCGUGUGAAGGCUGAGAGACGUGCCUGGCACAAGGAGUGCUUCAGAUGCGUACAAUGCAACAAACAGCUCACAGUUGAGACAUAUCAAAGCGACCACACGACGCUGUACUGCAAGCCUCACUUCAAGCAACUCUUUGAGCCGAAACCAGUUGAUGAUGAAGAUGAAAUCGACGCCGCACCGAAGAAACAUCAGAUGAUAAUUUGCGAAAGUAAUCCAGUGGAACUACCCCCUGAUGUUGUCAGAGCUUCAGACAAACCAGACUUAGGUCUAGAAGAAUUAGCGCAAUUGGACGUGAAGUCUAGAUUCGAGGUGUUCGAACGAGCAGCGCAAAAGACCCCCGAACCUCCUGUGUUGGAGCCCCGGGCGCCAAGAGAGAAGUCUUCAGCACUACUGUCUAAGAUUGCCAAGUUCAAAGCAAAAGGCAUGGAUAUCGGCAUAUCUGAUGAGUAUUUGAACGGUGUUGAAGUUGAACACAGCUCUAGUGAACAGGAAGACGACGAUGACGAAGAUUCAGUACUAAAGAAGUCAUACAAACAGACGAGCAGUCGCGAGCAGCCGGUGUCGUUCUGCAACAUGAGCGAGAUAGUGGGCAGGUUCGAGUCCGGGCAGCACGCAGCCGCUGACAGACAUCGCGAGCGCAAGCAGGAGAUACAGAACAUCCGCACCAGGCUCUUCAUGGGCAAGCAGGCUAAGAUCAAGGAGAUGUACGAACAAUCAGUCCUGCAGAGUGAACAGAGUCAGACAUCAGCAGAGAAGAUCUGCCGCGAGCUGGAGCUGGACGCGGAGAAAGCGCGUCAGAUCAAACAGCGCUUUGAAAAUGGCGCUUUCAAUGAUGAAAAUCAACCUCCCAAAAACAGGGAUAUUGAUGAUAAAGCGUUGUUUAAUGAAGGUAUAGCAAAGAAAUCUAGAUCCAUCUUCCUGGAGCUGGACGCAAAUGCCAAGAAUUUACCUGUCUCCCCUCCAGCACAGGAUGCACCCAAGAGAAAGGAGAUUCCGUUCGUACCAAAAGACGUGGUACGUGCUGCGGACCGAGUUGAAGAUGUGAAGAUCGAGACCGCGGACAUCUCGGACCGGUUCCGUUUCUUCGAGACUUACAGACCGGAGACCGAGCGCAAGGAGUUCCGCAUCACUCCGCCCAGACAUACACAGCGUUGCAAGUCUCCCUCCCCCGAGGUGUACCAGGAACCGAGCGUGGUGCGAGCUGGUGCUGGUGGUGCUGGAGACGCGGCGCUCGCUGCUGACAGGCACACCGCCUCUCGCAUGAUCAACGUCUUCCGUCAGAUGGAGGAGCAGCAGCACAGGCAUGAGGAUCAUCAAGGUCCUAAACCACUGAAGCGGUUCACUCCCCCUCCCCCCGGGGAGGAGGGUCAUCAGGGAGAUUCCUCAGAAUGCAGCAGCGAGGAGGAGGAGGACAGCGAGGAGGAGCGCAUGCGGGAGUACCUGCAGGCGCGGGAGAGGGACGAAGCAUUGAAACAGGCUCAACAGUUAGCGCGUACGAAGAGUUUCCGCGAACGCUUCGAGAAAUGGUCGGAGUCUGAGCCAACUCGCUCUCCCUCCACAGUGUUCAUAGAGCGCGAACAUAACGAAGAAGACGGCGAAUCGCAACUAGAAACUGCAAGGAGUUUGCGCGAGAAGUUUGAGAAGAUGAAAGUGCAGCAAAGUGUCGUCACCAAGACAACGACUCCCAAAGUCAACCGUUUUGUGUGAGGUCCCCCAGCGCUGCGCCAACUUCAUUUACCAAAGUGUUUUAUAAUCUUGUCAACGACGCUUGCCCUCUCAAUAUGCGGGUAGUCGCAAAAUUGUCAAAAAUAAAUAUUUUAUUGAUUUUAAGUUUAAUUAAUACAUAUUAAAAUGCUAUAGUAAGCUGAUUUA